GCCGCCCGGCCAGCCACCCCCGCGCUCGCUGGGGAAGACGCCGCCCCCCUUGCCGCUCUAGGGGGCGCGUGUGCGCUCUGUGCGCACCCAGGCGGCUGAGGGGAGGGCUUCCCUAGAGGAGGCGUCGGCGCUGCCUCGGAAGGGCGGCUUGGUUAGGUGCGCGCAGGAGCGAGAGGCCGUCGUUGGCAGGAGAGCCCCACCGUCUCUGGAAAGCAUGUCGGCGCCCUGUUGCGCGGGGCAGUUGGCCUGUUGCUGUGGUACUGCUGCAUGUUCCCUCUGCUGUAAAUGCUGCCCAAAGAUAAAACAGUCAACCAGCACCCGUUUUAUGUAUGCCCUGUACUUCAUCCUGGUAACGCUCGUCUGCUGUGUCAUGAUGUCAGAAACAGUAGCAAAAGAAAUGAAAGCGCAUAUUAACUUUUAUGAAACAAUAUGCCAACAUAUACAGGCUGGUGACACUUGUGAGAAACUGGUGGGCUACUCUGCAGUGUAUCGAGUAUGUUUCGGAAUGGCCUGCUUCUUCUUCAUCUUCUUCUUGCUCACAAUCAAAAUUAACAAUAGCAAAAGCUGCCGUGCGUACAUCCACAAUGGAUUUUGGUUCAUUAAACUUCUAGUCUUGGCAGCCAUGUGUUCAGGAGCCUUUUUCAUUCCAGACCAGGAUACCUUUCUUAAUGCCUGGCGCUAUGUCGGUGCUGCUGGAGGGUUCCUCUUCAUCCUUAUCCAGCUUAUCCUGCUUGUAGAAUUUGCUCACAAAUGGAACAAAAACUGGACUUCUGGCACAAAGCACAAUAAGCUCUGGUAUGGCUCCCUAGCUCUUGUCACUCUCGUAUUGUAUUCUGUCGCUGUUGGAGCGCUGAUUGUGAUGGCUGUCUUUUACACACGCAUGAACGGCUGUAAUUUUAAUAAGAUUCUGCUUGGUGUCAAUGGUGGCCUCUGCCUGCUUAUUUCCAUGGUAGCCAUCUCACCCUGCGUCCAAAACCGUCAGCCACAUUCUGGUUUGUUGCAGUCAAGUGUUAUCAGCUGCUAUGUCAUGUAUCUCACCUUUUCUGCACUCUCAAGCAAACCGCCAGAAACAAUCCUAGAUGAGAAUCAGAAUAACAUCACAAUCUGUGUACCUGAAUUUAACCAUGGGCUGCAGACUGAUGAAAACCUGGUGACUGGGUUGGGAACUGCUCUCCUAUUCUGCUGCAUUUUAUAUUCUUGCUUGACCUCAACAACACGUGCAAGUUCUGAAGCACUGCGAGGAAUAUAUGCAACGCCGGAAACUGAAGUAGCACGCUGCUGCUUCUGCUGUUCUCCAGAUGAAGACACAGCUGAUGUUGAUGACCGUGUAGUCAAAAGGGGUGGCCAAAGAGUCAUCUAUGAUGAAAAGAAGGGCACUGUGUACAGCUAUGCCUAUUUCCACUUUGUUUUCUUCCUUGCUUCCCUCUAUGUGAUGAUGACUGUUACCCACUGGUUCCAUUAUGAAAGUGCUGCAAUUGAGAAAUUCUUUGCUGGAACAUGGUCCAUAUUCUGGAUUAAGAUGGCUUCAUGUUGGGUGUGUGUCCUUCUCUACCUAUGGACUCUUCUAGCACCUCUCUGCUGCCCUACCAGAGAAUUCUCAGUGUGAAAUUUCGUCUUACUACGGUUUUGGAAACACAAAAAUAAAUCUACUAGCUACCCUACACUACUGAAGGGUAUUGUUUUAUCUCAGAUGAAACUGCACAUCUUGAGACUGGAUUUUAAAACUUUUCUUUAUGGUAUCUAAAAUUUUGAAGUAGUACAUUUAGUCAAAAGCAACACUAUAGCCUGGAACAGAACGUAUGAAUAUGGUUACCCAUCCUGGAAUAAGCAAAAGCUUUUAAAUUAUGGAGUGUCCAUUGUGCAAAUAUUUGGAGUCCCUCCUGUGUGUGAUGCAGAAUGUCUCUUCACACACAGGCUUCUGAAUGCUCUUGUAGCGACUGAUUUUCUCACAAAUGAAAAACAUAUUUGUAGAUAGAAUUAGAAAGUAGAAUAACUUGAUAGGGAUAUUGUUGGUGCAGGCAGAAACAGCAUCAGCUCAAGGGUUUUCGUUUUCUGUUUUAGAUACUCAUAGUAAAUUAUUGGAAAUCUGGAUUGUGAAAGAAAAGGAUUUAUGGUUAGAGAAAUAUUUAAUUUAUGAUAUUAACGAAAGGCACCUUUAUAAAUCACUGGGUGAUGGGAUGUGGAAUUUAAGAUGCUAGACACUGUAAACGUUGGUGCAAUUAAGGAACAAUUACUGUGGGCUGCUCUGAGAGGAAAUGCAUCUAGUGGAGUAAUAAUAAUGGGACCAGCAAACAGCAAAAUAAGAGUUUUUCCUCAUGUAAUCUGAGCUACCCUAACAUGCCUGAGGAAUUUAAAGUGCAAUUAUGAAUAGAGAUUAUAGCAAGAGCAUUUUUCAGUCGUAAUGUUUCAGGUCUUCAAAACUGUCAGAAAUUAUGAGGUUGCCUUUCUAGCUCCUUGUUAGGCAUUUACUUGGGAGAGUAUGCCGUUGGUGCUCUCCGUCUGGAGAAAUCCAUCGUUUGGGUCAGAGCUAACUUCUUAAAAGAAUUUGUUUCAUUUUAAUCUCAGAGAAGAAAUGUAUAAAUUUGGGCUCACAUAAAGCCACUGUAAUUAAUGGUCCAUAUGUAAGCAUGUGUCAGCUUUAAUAUUACUUGUUAACUAGGUGGAUGACUCGCAACUUCAUUUUAAAGCUAACAAAUUAAACAUCUGGCAGUCAUUUAUAUAACAUUCUGCCAAUAGGGUUGCUGCUGUAUGUAGGCUACCCUAUUCCAGUCACUGUGUAAGGAUCAGAGUAUGGUAAUAUGGCACAGGCAUGUUCUACCAUUACUACCAAUGUAUCUUCCCUUUUAACAAGUGACUUUGAAAGUUAGAAAGGUGCACUGGUAGUAUUGGUGCAGCCUGCUUAUGCAGUGGCACCAUUAAUUAUUAGGAAUGGCAGCCAUUUACUGUAUAAAUUAAAGCAGAAGCUGCAAUUAGUAUUUCCUUAAUAAUUAGGAAUUGCAGCUAUCUGCUGCUGAAAGAGAAGUGAGUGCACACUUUCAAGGGAAUUAAGAGUUCUUGCCCACCCACGAGCAGAAGGCUUGAACCCAAUAGAAGUCCCUGCUAUUCCUGUUUCAUGUUCUUUUGUUCUGUUUAUUUUCCUUGUGAUUUUUCCAUAAUAACUUUUUCAGGACUAGGUGAAGUUGAUGGAACUAGAAGCAGUACAUGUACAGGACAUAGUUUGGAGCAUUCCAAAGAAGAAAGCAGCAGUGCUGCCUAAGAAGCUUACCAUUAAGAAUUGGAUAAUUUAGGCAAUCAGGGUAUUAGGGAAGCCCAGUUCUCUGAGCUCAGAGCUGGUGACGCUCAGUUUCUUAUCAGAUCAGCGUAACAAAAUUUAGCAGGUGUGCUUUUAAAAGCGUGGGGGGUAGUUUGCAUGAAAGUGUUUGGGACUGGUAUGCUUCUGUUAUUGUAUUAAAUAAUAUAUACUGACCCAAGUUGAGUCCAUUCUAAUUAAUGCUACCUUAAUUCAGUGUUGUUGUGGGUGCUGAGCCUACUGUUUUCCUGUGAAUCUUAGCUGUCCUUUAGUGUCUUGAUAUUAAAUAUAUUUGAAAAUUGAUGUAGGUUUUCCAUUCUCUGAAAUUCAACCUCUCCUGUAGAUAUACAUGAUAAAAAAAUCCAGAUCUAUAAGGCUUAUUGGAUAUUUUGCAUAGUCGUACCUUGCCUUUUGAGCCUGUUUCACAAAGGGAACUGGACUGAGCUCAGGAAGAGGAAGUGGUGCUACUGUCUAAAAGUGACCUUCUUUAAUAAUUUCCAGUUCUUGCUCAAAUGUUGAGUCUAGCCUCUAUUCUAAUGCUUGGAGAAGAUUGAUUGUUAGUGUAAGAGAUAACAACUGCAAAAGACAAAGUGAGGUUUGUAAUAUGUUGGUGCUCAAUCAUGACCCUGCCAAAGGGAAUCCCAGGGGCUAGGCCAAGAAUUUACUCCCUUUCUUACACUACUGACUCCCUUUUCUAAAGUAGGAAAGAAUCUUUGUACUUUAUAAUCUGAAGGACAGAAUUCUGCAAAAACAUGUAAGGCAUGUGUAUCUAGAGCACUCAGUGCCACAUGGGGUUCUAACAUUUUAUUGGCAUGUUGAUACGUGGCUUUUCACAGCCUUUAAGUCUUACUUUACUGAUAAUGUGGCACACACUUCUGCAUUAUCAAGAAAACACAUCUCGAUUUUUUUAAACUUUCUAUUAAAAAUGGCGUUUCCACUAUAAAGUAUAAUUUCAAUGUCUUAUCUGCUGUAAUGCACAAGGCAUUUAAAAUCUGUACUUGUGAAAGAUUUCCACUAUUUAAACUCCUACUUAAAAAAAAAAAAUUAAAGUUUGGGAUACAGCAGCUCUGAACAUGUUUUGCCAAAGAAUUUUCCUCCAGAAAAGUAGAAUAUUGUGCUGAGGUAGAAGAAAAUAUAUACAAUAUUGCACAUGCCUUAAUUUUAUUUUGCUUUUCAUAAUGCAAACUUCUAAAUGUUUCUUGGCAGUGUUUGAGACCUUUAUGUCAAGAAAUGUUAGAAGCACAAUCCACUAGGAAGUUCUCCUGCAUAAUCUCUGUUGAAAUGAAUGGAUUCGCUGCCAUUCCCCUUCCAAUCAUUCAUUGAUGAAUAGAACUCCUCAUUGAUUAUAGCCAUAGCGUUGGAUCCAUUGACUUUUAUCUACUAUGUGAAGAGUUACAGUCUGUCUUGCUCUUUAUAAAAUUUAUUAAGUUGGAGCGGCAUUAUAAUUGGAGGCAUAAUUCAAAUAUAGUUCCUUCCCCUCUGGAUUCUUUCCCCAAUAAAAUUCUCUUUUCUCCUCUUUAUCAAGAUAUCCAGGUUACCUUGGUUCUCAGCAUUGUAGCAUCGAGCAAGUAACCAUAAUAUAAACUUGUUUUUUCAUUUCACUAAAAGAAUUCACAACAAGACUUGAAAUUCAGAAAGUGUGACUCUGUCCACAAGGCUAAAAGAAGGUUGUCAUUAUCACAUGCCACAUGUCUAGGAAGGUGGGCAGUCAUAUUUCUGAGAUGGCUCACUGAGUAGGAGGAAGUGAUUGGGUCCAAUCCAUAGUAGCUUGUAAAACAAUGCCUUCUUCCUUCCAAUGUAGUACCAGUUGAUAUUAUUUUAACUUCAUACAUUAUAUAAGAGUUCCUACUUAUUUAUGGUGUUCUUUCGUGUAAGUUUUCACAACCAAAUACUUACUUGUAUAUCCUCCGUAAAGUUUUUUUAAUGUUUUUUUAAAAAAAAAAUCUUUUGAUACAACUGUAGCAUUUAAAAAAAAAAUAGUGUGGGGGGCGUGUUCUGAAUUGUAACUAAAAUUGGUUACAUUUUUUUGUCUAUGGCUUAUAGAAAUUGUAAGCUUACAUUUUUGAAACUUUGAGAAAAACAUUCACACAAUAAACACUGUAUAUGGUUUUUAAAGCAUGUUACUGGGUUUUCUAGAAAUAAUUACAUAUUGAGUGAAAGUAUUAUUGUUUUACAGACCAAUAAACUUCUGUUCAUUUGAAAAUG
This is a messenger RNA of Eublepharis macularius, 5494 nucleotides long. It is a transcript of the gene SERINC5, whose product is annotated as serine incorporator 5. Lineage: Eukaryota; Metazoa; Chordata; Lepidosauria; Squamata; Eublepharidae. Gene Ontology annotation, cellular component: membrane. The record is from RefSeq and is a predicted model, not a curated record. The transcript is spliced from 12 exons. Bases 215 to 1606 code for a protein of 463 amino acids.